GCCUCCUAUACAGAGCUGCAGUGGCACUGCCAGUCCUGGAUUAAACAUUAUGCUGGAUAAGAGCGAGGUGUCCACGCUGGGCCUGCCGCCCUCCACCAGCCACGGGGGCUCGGAUGGCAACAUCAGCGUGGACGCCGCGGCGGCGGCGGCGGCGGGCCUGGAGGCGGCCGAGAUGCAGCGGACGCGCGCCGCCAUGGAGCACCUGCAGCAGAAGAUCCUCAAGAUCACCGAGCAGAUCCGCGUGGAGCAGGAGGCGCGCGACGAGAACGUGGCCGAGUACCUGAAGCUGGCGCACAACGCCGACAAGCAGCAGGGGGCGCGCAUCAAGCAGGUGUUCGAGAAGAAGAACCAGAAGUCGGCGCAGACCAUCGCACACUUGCACAAGAAGCUGGAGCACUACCACAAGAAACUUAAGGAGAUUGAACAGAACGGUCCAGCGCGCCAGCCCAAGGACGUGCUGCGGGACAUGCAGCAGGGCCUGAAGGACGUGGGCGCCAACAUGCGCGCGGGCAUCAGCGGCUUCGGCGGCGGCAUGGUGGAGGGCAUGAAGGGCGGCGUGUCGGCGCUCACGCACACGGCCGUGGUGUCCAAGCCGCGCGAGUUCGCCAGCCUCAUCCGCAACAAGUUCGGCAGCGCCGACAACAUCGCCCAGCUCAAGGACCCGCUGGAGGACGGGCACGGGCACGAGACGCCGCGGGCGCUCAGCGGCAGCGCCACGCUCGUCUCCAGCCCCAAGUACGGCAGCGACGACGAGUGCUCCAGCGCCACCUCGGGCUCGGGCGCCGGCAGCAACUCUGGGGGGGGCGGAGGUGGGGGUGGAGGUGGCGCGGCCAUUUUGGGCAGCCCCCGCUUGGACGGGCACCACCACCACCACCACCACAUGCACAGCUCGUGGGAUGCCCUGCUGGAGGGGCUCCAGGAGAUCAAGGCCAGCCAGGCCCACAUGGAGGAUGCCAUAGAGGACAUGAAGGGACAGCUGCAGAGCGACUACUCUUACAUGACCCAGUGCCUGCAGGAGGAGAGAUACAGAUAUGAGCGGCUCGAGGAGCAGCUGAAUGACCUGACUGAGCUCCAUCAGAACGAAAUGACCAACCUGAAGCAAGAGCUGGUCAGUAUGGAGGAGAAGGUGGCCUACCAGUCCUACGAGAGAGCCAGAGACAUUCAGGAGGCGGUGGAGUCCUGUCUGACGCGCAUCACCAAGCUGGAGCUGCAGCAGCAGCAGCAGCAGGUGGUGCAGCUGGAGGGGGUGGAGAACGCCAACGCCCGCGCCCUCCUGGGCAAGCUGAUCAACGUGAUCCUGGCGCUGAUGGCCGUGCUGCUGGUGUUCGUCUCCACCAUGGCCAACUUCAUCACGCCGCUCAUGAAGACCCGCGCCCGCGUCGCCUCCACUGUGUUCCUCGCCCUCUUCCUCUUCACCCUCUGGAAGCACUGGGACUUCCUCGAGCUCUGGUUGCUCCCCAGCUGAGCUUGCCCACCCCGUCCCCCG
Molecule: messenger RNA, 1486 nt
Organism: Sardina pilchardus (European sardine)
Lineage: Eukaryota; Metazoa; Chordata; Actinopteri; Clupeiformes; Clupeidae
Gene: tmcc2
Product: transmembrane and coiled-coil domain family 2
Exons: 6
Coding region: 50-1465 (471 amino acids)
Biological process (GO): amyloid precursor protein metabolic process
Cellular component (GO): endomembrane system
Source: RefSeq, a predicted model, not a curated record